Molecule: messenger RNA, 1206 nt
Organism: Cyclospora cayetanensis
Lineage: Eukaryota; Apicomplexa; Conoidasida; Eucoccidiorida; Eimeriidae
Exons: 1
Coding region: 1-1206 (401 amino acids)
Source: RefSeq, a predicted model, not a curated record
AUGAGUGCUGAGAAGGCUUUAGAGGUCUACCCGCCUCCCGGGAAAUCCUCCACGCACUCGCUGCCUCCAGCGGGGGACGAUGGCGCCUCGGCUCUGGCGAAAGCGUUUGCCGCUCGAGCCAGCGCACCCCCUUCACCCCCCUUAAACCCCUCUCACAGUGUCCAAUCUGUAUCUUCACCGGAAAAGAAUCCGGAAAACUGCUGCCGCAAAGGCGAGGUGGAGACCCCUGUCGACGCCUCCAAGCAGCCUCCUUCCCUCACGUCCUGCUCUUCUGUUGAACCCUCAACCGCUGCCCAGCAUCCCCCCCCCGCUUCGAGCGCGAGUCGGAGGCAAUUUCAUACUCCCCCCGACCAAGAGGAGGCCUGCGAGCACCCAUUCUCUGGAGAAUUCGAUGAACUGCCUCUGAUGCUCCUGCGAUCCUCGUGCGAGUCCGCAUCCACGGGAGGCCCUUGUGUGACUCCACCGGCAUCAGCGCAGCCCCCCGUAGGGGAGGAGUGGCGUCAGGGCGUCUCGGCAUGUGUGGCGGCUGCUUUUAGAGAUUUGCAAGGCAGCAUGCAUCUCAGGACCAGCAACAGCAGAGCCAUGAGGAUCGGCCUUGAGGAAGCCCUGCAUGUGGAAAACUCUCUCGAAAUGGUAGGGUCCUUGCCGGCUUCCCCCAGGAGGCAUGCGAAGGAGAAAGCAGAGCGAAAGGGCGCCAAUGCAGGCGCAAAGGCGUUAGGUAGGUCUGUGUCGGCGACUCCUUCAGACAGCCCUUCAGCAGGUCCUCCUGGGGGUUCCACGGAUGCAGGAGUCAAAGGCCUCCCCGCAAGGGCGUCUUCAGGUUCUCAGCGGGAGCAGACAGACCAUAAUACUUCAGAUGAGGAGAUCCUUGAAGGGGGGGCUCUAGAGACUAAAGACGACCUCCAGACGGAGUUUCUGUCUGCCUACGCGAUCUCGGCUCAUCGGGUGGCUGCAAUUGCAGAGGCAGCAGAAGCAGCCGCGGAGGAGGGGGCCGCUGCUGCAGCGACGGUCAAACUUAAAGCGGCAGCAAUGCCGCGAUCUAGCACCUCGUGUCUCUCUACAGCGUCUUUGCGGCAAGCUGGCGCUGCGGGCAGCGGGCAUGCAACUCCCCAAAGCCCUCCAGUUCAAGGGCCUGUUGCGAACCCUCGCCCUGUAGACUCCCCGGCACAAGCGAGUCCGUGCAGGCCUUUGAAUACCACCGUCUAG